AUGCCUUCCCUCCACCAAGCAGCCAUCUUCCUCGGAUUCUUCCUCAUUGUGACAGGUGGCUCCACUGCCUUUCUCACCUCCCCUCAGAGUCGCCUGCAGGCCUUCUCUCUGUGCUGCGUGGUUCUGGGAGCCAUCAUGCUGAUUCUGGGGCUAUUCUGGGCCAUGAACAACAAGAACCACGUAGAGUACAGCCAGGGAGAGUACCCCAACAUCCCCCACUAUCCUCACCAGGGACAACACCCCAACUACCCCUAUCCACACCCAGACCUCAACUACCUUGGCCGGUACGCCCAUCCUGACCUGGGCCACGUCCUCUUCAGCCACCCUGGUCCUGUUGGACACUUCCCAGAGUCACAAUCAGCCCUACUGCAGAGUUCCGAGCACCAGCAGCGAGGUGUGAAUGGGGGUGAUGAUGUGGACUACCCCCCGCUCAGCCCCCCCUCCCACUAUCCCCCCUGGCUGGGCCCCCCACCUCCCUACGAGGUCGCCAUCAAGAACACCUGUAGCUCCACCCACUUGCGCCGUGCCUACUCAGACGGACACCUGGCCUCGGAACCCCUGUUUGGCCAAUCACGGGAGAUCAGCUUCGAAGUGUGA
This is a messenger RNA of Salvelinus namaycush (lake trout), 597 nucleotides long. RefSeq lists its product as uncharacterized. The record is from RefSeq and is a predicted model, not a curated record. The transcript has 3 exons. Bases 1 to 597 code for a protein of 198 amino acids. NCBI's taxonomy places the organism in Eukaryota, Metazoa, Chordata, Actinopteri, Salmoniformes, Salmonidae.